Ilex paraguariensis (yerba mate) is the source of this 1917-nucleotide messenger RNA. The record is from the annotation of a GenBank genome assembly. NCBI's taxonomy places the organism in Eukaryota, Viridiplantae, Streptophyta, Magnoliopsida, Aquifoliales, Aquifoliaceae.
ACAGGUAAAAGGCGGUAACUAUGACGGAGCUCCCUACAAUGUGUGGCAUAAAGAGAGUUGAUCCAACGAACAGCAGAAGCAACAAUGCAACUAUUGAUAUCAGCGAUGAAUUUGAGAGGCCACAUGUACUAAUCGCAGAUGAAUCGUGCCAUGACAAUACUGUAAUCAGAGAAUGGUCAGAAGUGUAUGCAGGAGACAGAAUAGGUAACAAUCUAUCUUGGAAACGCCGAAUAGAGAAAGUUCCUUCACUGAUGCGAAGGGCACACAAAGGAGACAAUCAAGAGUAUGAUCCUAGGGUGGUUUCUUUGGGUCCUUACCACCAUGGCAAACAGGAGCUUCAAUUAGCAGAGAACCAAAAACAUUCCAUUCUGCACAAGUUUAUUUCAGAUAGUGGGAAACAGUUUGAUGAUUUCUACAAUAAGGUUCUGGAAGUGAUCGAUUAUGUUAGAAGCUGCUACAUUGAAGGUUCCACCUGUGACUACAAUGACCAGGAAUUUGCUGAAAUGAUGCUUCUUGACGGUUGUUUUCUUCUAUACUACAUAGAAUGCAUGUCAAAUCGACGAUUGGAAAUUUGGGAAUUUGUGCAUCAUAUGGGCAUGUUUGCCGCGAAGUAUAUAUUGUCAGACUUGUUUUUGCUUGAGAACCAACUCCCACUGCAAUUACUCGAGGCUUUGAUGAGCGAAAGAUUCAAAGAAGAUGAGAGGGGAGGAAUGAUAGAAAAUUUCUUUGCAGUAAUGUUUGCAAAAGCCCCACCCCCACGAAGUAAGCAUAGCAUUUCACGGAGGGAAGAUGAAAAGCAGCCUCUUCAUCUUCUUGAAGCUCUGCGCACAAUUCUCCUCUCCAACUACGAUGAAGAUAAGCAAAGGAUUCAAUCUUCUUUGUUCCCAAGUGGAAGAAAGGAACUUCCUAUUUGUGAUGUGAAGGAGUAUAUUCGGUCAUCUAUUCGACCUGUCACAGAACUCCAAGCAAAAGGAAUUCAAUUUAAGCGUAGCAAUAGUGUAAGUUUGAAGGACAUCAAGUUCAAUUCGAAAUGCUUUUAUGGACAGCUUAGUCUCCCUUCUCGGAUCAUUAAUGCUCAGACCAAGACUAUUUAUUCGAACCUGGUUGCUUAUGAAAUGUGCCCGAGUACUCCUAAUGAUUGUGGGAUCACUUCAUACAUUAGUUUCAUGAAAUCACUCAUUUGUCAACCUGAGGACGUGAGAGAGUUAAGAUCAAAGAACAUUCUUAUCAAUUGCCUGGGUAAUGAUGAAGAUGUGGUUAAAAUGUUCAAAGAUAUCAUCACUUACGAUCUGCAGAAGUUUGGCAUCUAUGACCGGGUUAGGAAGGACAUUCAGAACCACUACAACAACAAGAUGAAGACAUGGAUGGCUGAAUUGAUUUACAGACAUUUUAGUAACCCAUGGACUGUCGUUGCUUUCAUCGCAGCAACUUCUCUUCUGAUCUUGAGUUUCCUGCAGACCUACUUCACAAUCUCCCCAACUCACCAUUGACUCAAGUACCAGACACAUCAGAUCAAUAAGUUAAUUAUAGUGAUUUGGACUGUACUUGAACUCCAUUUUGUGGUUUUUAGGAUUUGUUAGAUAGCUAGAACUAGAAAGCUUAAUUCUCAGAGGAUCUUGUGAUGAUCAAGGUUCUUGAAAGGGUUGUGACUUGUGCACUUGAAGUAAAAUUCUCUACUUUUAGUUUAAGUUCCCAACUUGUCAUCCUUCACAAUUAUCAUAUAUAUGCUUUAUAUGAUUUGUGUAACAUUUUACCCAUGGUUGUAAUAUAAACGCGAAAACAUAAUGUAUUAUUCUAAUAUUUGAUUCAAAUUUGACACAACACGUGAAAACUUUUGUUUUUUGUUUUUAUGUAGAUCGGUAUGUACAGUCAUAAAGGGUUGUUAAGUUAUGAAGUAAGUAAGAAUUGUUUGGAAAG